Molecule: messenger RNA, 636 nt
Organism: Achroia grisella
Lineage: Eukaryota; Metazoa; Arthropoda; Insecta; Lepidoptera; Pyralidae
Product: histone H2B-like
Exons: 1
Coding region: 217-591 (124 amino acids)
Cellular component (GO): nucleosome
Molecular function (GO): DNA binding; protein heterodimerization activity; structural constituent of chromatin
Source: RefSeq, a predicted model, not a curated record
GCGCGCGAUCACGCGAUUGGUCGAGAGGCGCGCCGACGUCCGGUGCCGGCGGGGAUCAGUGCGGUCGUUACCGGGUGCUACGGUCGCCGGUCGGGGCGUAUUUAAAACGGAGGCGCGGCCGUAACACGAACAUUACCAAUUGUGACUCGUGCACGUUAACACGUACUCGCGUCUCGUAUAGUUUCAUUUGAUUCGUCAACCUACUCCUACUCGAUCAUGCCGCCCAAGACCAGCGGUAAGGCCGCCAAGAAGUCAGGAAAGGCUCAAAAGAACAUCUCCAAGACCGACAAGAAAAAGAAGAAGCACAAGAGGAAGGAGAGCUACGCCAUCUAUAUCUACAAAGUGCUGAAGCAGGUCCACCCCGACACGGGCAUAUCCAGUAAGGCCAUGUCGAUCAUGAAUUCGUUCGUGAACGACAUAUUCGAGCGCAUCGCCGCCGAAGCCAGCCGUCUCGCCCACUACAACAAGAGGUCCACUAUCACCUCCAGGGAGGUGCAGACUUCCGUGAGGCUGCUGUUGCCCGGGGAGCUCGCCAAGCACGCCGUCAGUGAGGGCACCAAGGCCGUCACCAAGUACACCAGCUCGAAGUGAGGUGCUCGUGCUGCUGCUCAUUCGUCAAACCGACCAAACAAAACA